Messenger RNA from Lodderomyces pseudojiufengensis, 7899 nucleotides. RefSeq lists its product as uncharacterized. The transcript has a single exon. Bases 1 to 7899 code for a protein of 2632 amino acids. The record is from RefSeq and is a predicted model, not a curated record. Lineage: Eukaryota; Fungi; Ascomycota; Pichiomycetes; Serinales; Debaryomycetaceae.
AUGGCAAAUAUUUAUUGGGUAUUUGGUUAUAUUGCCAUUAUUUACGGAUUUUUACUACUAUUAGUGAAUCAAAUUCCUCAUAUUACUAUUAAAUACAUUGGAUUUUUAUCAUUAAGAGGGAUCACCAUAAGAUUAAAGAAUACCAAAAUAACAAUAAAUAAAAUCAAUAUAAGUGUAAAUUUAUUGGGUUCAAGUGAAAGUAAGAAUGCAAAUUUAUUCUCAUUGGAUAUAGUUGAUGUCGGAGUUACAUGUUUAAGGGACAAAUCUAAACCAAAACAGAAAUCAAAAUCAAAAAGCAAAAUACCACUUCAUGAAAGAUCCAUCAAGGAAGAACUUUUUUUCAAAAUUCCAAAAUUCAUUUAUCAAUUCUUUAUAAAAACCAAGAUUAUUAAUAGAGUAAAUUUUCAAGUGCAUAGAUUAUCAAUAUAUCAUCAAGAAACUCAUGAAAAUUUUAGUACAUUCCUCGAAUUCUUAAGGUUAGAGACUAACAUAUUAAAAGAAAGUAAUUUAAGAUUCACUGCAACAUUAUAUAAUGCAAUGCUUUAUGAAGUUGGUGAUGAAAAUAAUAAAAUUCAAUAUUUCAGAAAUGCGGAAUUUUUUAUCAAUUGUAUUUUUAUAACUGCUUGUCCUAUUAAUGUUAAAGACAAAAUCACAUUAUAUUUUCAAGAUUUUGAAACUUCAUUAUCCAUUAGUAGAUUAAAUAUACCAUUGAAUUUAUUAUCUAAGAAUAGAGAUAGAAAGUCAAAAGAACCAGAUACAAGCAAUGAUAAUGAUGACUCUCAAAGAAUAACUAACGUUCUUCAAUACACAAAUUUAGUGAAAGAAAUAAUUUCAAUAUAUUCAACAACUACUAUACGGCUUGAGGAUUUUACGUUAGUUCAUGAUGAUUUAAAAUUUAAUUUGUCAAAUUUUGCAUUUUCAUUAGAUAAAGUGGAAAGAGAAGAUGAGAAUGAUCAAUUAAAAUUACUUUUGUAUUUGACAUCCUUUAAGUUUUAUCAUUUAGAAUCGAAAUGUUUUGAAUUACCAUCAGGUACUAUAACUUAUCAAGUUUGUCCUUUAGAAAUGUUGAGAGUUACACAAGUGUUAUUGAAGCAUGAAGAAUCUUCUAAUGAAUUCAUAAAUUUUGAAACUAAUAUUACAUUAACAAAUCCAACUUUUGAUUUUUAUUAUGACCAACAAGACAUAUUAUUUAAAUUUUUGAGAGAUCAAAUUAUGCUGAGAAGAAUGAAAAAAAUGACAUCUGCUGCAGGUGUAAGAAGGAAAGAAGAGGCGUUAUUGAAAUUGAAAAUUGCUUCGAAAUUAAUCAAGUCUGUUUCGAGUAAAAUUAUUAUUGUUGAUACUGACUUAAAUAUUCAUUUACCGAAAAUUGGUGAUAAUAAGGAAAAUGAAUUCAAUAGAUUUUCAAAGAACAAUACAGUUCUAAAACUUUCAUUAUCUGGUUUCAUUCAUAGAUUAUUCACAAGAUCUCAUACAAAAGGUAGACACACAGUCAAUUCAUUAAUUAAAAUUAAAAACUUAAAAGGUGAAGAGGCAGGUAAUAUACUUCAUUUUUCUAAGAUAAAUAUUUUAGCAGCUUAUGAUUUAGCAGAUGGUAAAUUAGGUUUAAGACUUUCAAGUAAAUCUAUCAAAAUUAGAUCAGUCAAUGAUAUUUUUUUUUAUUUGGUAAGACAAUUCAGAAAUCAACAAAUUAUUUAUUUUAAUAAAAAGUUUGAUGAAUUAAAACACAAGGAUCAGUUAAAAGUUGAAGAACCAACAUCAGUAAAUGAAGAAACUUCAACUAAAGGUGAUAGCUUUAUAAAAUUAUUUAAAAUUAUUCCUCCAUUUAUUUCAUCCGUUAAAUUAAGUGUUACUUCCAUAUUAAUAGAUAUAGUAUGUAAAGAAGGACUACCUAGUCAUAAAGUCUACGACGAAAAUCUUGGUAAAGAAAUUGAUUUGAAAGAUUAUAGACGUGGUGUUUCUUUAAAAGUUGAUGAGAUCAAUGCUGGAUAUAAGUUGAAUAAGGAGCUUCUAGAAUCAUCAGUUAAAUUGGUACAAGUGUUUACAUUGAGUGAAUAUUCUAGUGAAUAUAUGGAUGAUUUUGAUAAAGUAACCGAAAUGCAUGCUACAGAUUCUGAAUUAGAUGAAAUGUCAAGUAUAAAUUCAUUAGCUUCAAAUCCUAUUACAUCAGAUGAUUUCAAUGACGAUAAUGGAACUAGACGAAUCAAGACAGUUUUAACAGUUAAUGAUAUUUACAUAACCAAUGAUUCAGUGAAGGAAGAUCGUGAUGUCAAUAGACUCUCAUUAACAAUCCCAGAUAUUGAAGGUAGAAUAGACAUGUUCUUUUUAUGGUGUAUGUUUUAUGCUAAAACCAUGUUGGAAAGAUUUGCACCAACAAUAGCAAGAAAAUGUACAAAGAAUGAAAUAAAAAAAAUGACUGGUCCAAGAAAGAAAGUUAAAUUAGAUAUAACUAUAGAUAGUUUUGCAACAGUUAUAAGACUCCCUAAUAAAGUUGAUGUAUUGAUAGAAUUUGAAUUUUCAAGAUUGAACAAUGCUCUUGUGUUGAAGAAUGCAGAUGUUAGAAAUAUCAGAUUAUAUGUUGUCCACCCAGCUACUAAAUUAUGGGCUAGAUUAUUAGUUAUAAAACAACCUAAUUUUAGUAUUGAUUUAUCAAAAACUUUACAUGAUGCAAGUUUUGAAUUGUUGACUAAAUCAGUUAGAUUUGAUAUUCCUUAUCAAUUUUUAUUUUUUACAGUUAUUGAUAAUUUCAUUUCCUUUUUUAAAGCUAUUAAACAAUUAAAGCACAAUUUCACAUAUUUUAACUAUGGAGCUGAAGAAUUUGAAAGAGUAUUUCCAAGUGCUAAACAAGCUAUAAAAUUUCCUCAUAUCAAUUUGAAAACAUCUGUAUUAGGACUUUCACUUGAAAAUGAUCCAUUUGAAAAUGAAUUAGAAUUAAUUUUUGAAUUAGGAGUUAUCGAGCAAAAGGAAAGGUUACGUAAAUUGAAAGCAUUUGAAUCAAAAGCUAAAGAAAUGUUAGCAAAUGCAGAACCAGAUAUAGAACAUCAAAUUGAAUUGUCUAAAACUCCUGCUCCGAAACCUCCACCAGUCCAACAACAAGAUAGUACCUGUAGAUUUCAUAGUCCCUUACGUCAUGAAUCAAGCUCAAGUGGCCAUGAGAAUGGAGGUGGUAAAAAGAUCAAAGAAACAUUUAUGAAAUUAAGAAAACAUCAUUCACAGACAACUAACAAAAGUAAAGAAGAAUAUUGCACAGAUUCACAACCAAAAAAACCUCGUUUAACCAUGUCACAGGCUGAAGAUGAAAUCAAAAAAGCAAGAGACAGAUUGAAUCAGAAUUUUGCAUUAUCAUGGACCAGAAAAUUUGAAGUUAUGAAAAAAGUUCGUGGUAGAUUAUGGCAACAAAGAAUGGAAGACGUUUGGGGAAAAGAUGAAAUCACUGAAACUAUGAAAAAUAAGUAUGACAUUGUUGCAUACCCUCAUGGACCACCAAUGGCUGGUGCUGUUUUUAGAGACGUUAACUUGACUUUAGAUAGAUUUAGAGGUGGUGACAUUGAUGAAUUUUUGUAUAAAUUUGCUAAAAAACAACCAAAAUUGACCUACUCGAUUUUAUGUCCAAUGUAUCUUAAUUUGAAGUCAAGAAAGUUUUAUAUGAUAUUAAGAGAUUAUCCUUUACCAUUAGCUUCAUUUCCAACAGCUAGUAAUCCACAAAAUCCAACCAUCAACAUUGAAGCAAAUAUAAUUAUAAACGAACAUUUAUUUUCAAGGCAAGAAGAAUUGAGAUAUAUAUUUGUACCAUAUUCAUUAGCAGCGACUGAUCCAAAUUCAGCUGAUAAUUUCUAUUCAGUUAAUAUUCCAAGAACAUUAACACCUGUGAAAGUUGCAGCUGAUUUUAAUUGUGAUUUGAUAACUGAUAGAGCAUGUACUAUUAGUUGGUGUAAAGCUUAUCAACCAGCAUUAGGAGCAAUGGGUCAAGCAUUUGAAAAUUUUACAAAGCCAGCAAUAGAUGAUAGUCCAAUAGGAUUUUGGGAUAAAGUUCCAUUAAUAAUGCACGGAAAAUAUCAGUUCAAUGUAGCUAAUGAAUUAUGUUUGUUAAUGAAAAGUGGUACAUCGCCUACAAAAUUAGUUGGUAGAGAUUCUGGAUUUGCAUUUUGUUGGAAAGAUAAUGUUUCGUUAUGUUUUGACGGUACUAUUGAUCCAAAAAACUUUAUUGUUAUUACUAGUGAUGACUUUAUUUUUGCUAUACCUAACUAUUCAAUUGAAGAGAAAAAUAUAUGGAGUUUGUUUUACGAUGGAGCUGAUGUUACCACACCAGAUUAUGAUUUGGAUGCUAAAAAAUUUCACAAAAAAGUUAUCAAAUUAUCAACUAAUGAUAGAGUUAAAUGGGUUUUAGGAUUCAUGUUUGAAAGAAAUAAGUUAGAUUCUAAGAAAUUAUGUGAUGAAGAACCAAGAACUAGAAAAUUCAAACCUCAUUAUGAUGUUGUCGUUACAAAUCCAAUUAAUAAAUAUCAUCCUGAUUCUUAUGAAGGCUACAGAUCAGAUUAUGUUCAUAUGGCUUUAUCAGUAAUAUCAAAAUCACAUAAUGGUGAAGCAUACAAUGCUGCAUAUUUAACUCCAUUAACUUUUCAUCAUUUCUUCUAUUGGUGGGAUACUAUAGCUCAUUAUUCUCCAUUACCUACUAGAAAUGGUAAACUUUUUGCUGAAGAAGGUAAGAAAAAAGUUAGUGUUAAAUUUAGUCCUCAUAUAUUUACUGUAAAAUAUCUAAUGGUUUUCAAUCCUGUUACUAUCUCACAUUUAUAUAUUCAUUCAAGUAAUGAAAUGCAUAAUCAAAAGAAUAGAGUAGCAUUCACCGGAUUAAAAGGAAAGUUUAAAAUUUGUGAAAUUGACUUACAUCAAGCUAAAGAGUUAAUGACUUAUGUGAACAAGAAAUUGAAUAGAAAAACACAAGUUAAGCAUUUGAAGAUGAAUCAAGCAGAAAUUAAUAUUGAAGAAGCUGACAUUAGAGUAUUGAAUGCUUUGUUUCAUGAUCAAUCAAUAAGUGGUAAAUUGAUGAGUUAUUUAACUGGUGACCUACAAUCUUCAAAUUCUUCAACAAAUUCAGAUGCUCCGAAAUUUUCAAAAUGGAUUGAAAGUAUUGAUAUACCAGAUGGUGAUUAUUCUUGGGUUGAUCCAGAAGAUUUCAUUGAAUUGGAAGUUGAACCAUUAUCACCAAAUCCUAAGAUAAGGAUAUUACCAUUUUUUUACACACCUAAAUUCACUUAUUUUAGAGAAUUCACUUUAAAGAAAAAAGGACCUUUCCCAUUUGGUAAUGAACCCAUACAUGAUUGUAUAAUGGAUUUGGAAAAACCAGCAGCAGUUCAAACCAGAAUUUUAGACGAAAGAAAGAAAACUUUGAAUAAAGAAGUUGAAAAACUUAAAGCUAGCUUUUCUGAUCCUAAUGCUCAAAACAUUGAUAAACAACAUUUGGAAAAUGAAAUUAAUUUGUUGCAAGAUAAGAUCCAGGUUUUGGAAGAAGCAGGUAAGAACUUUACAGAAAAUGAUUUAAAAUUGACUCAAUCAUUUGAUGAAGGAGAUCAUUUAAGUUUGGAGAGACAAAUGUCAGGAUUAUCAGCAUAUACUAGUCAUACAUCACAGAGUGAACUUUUGGAAGCUUCAAAUGUUGUUGCAGUUGCGGAAUUUCAUAAUAGAUUUAUUUUACACAAUUUGAAAUUAAUAUGGGAUGAUGAUUUAAAGGAGUAUUUUAUUAGUUACUUGAAAAGAAUUAGUGAUAGAAAAAAUCAUGUUUAUUAUAUGACAAAAACUGCAGUUGAUUUAGUUCAAAGUGUUAUAAAUGAAAAUGGACCAACUGAUGAUGCUUCAAUUAAAUUCCAAGAUCAAGAUAAUGCAUUUAAGAAUUUUUUCAAAGAUGGUUGUGAUGUGAUUGAAAGUUUUAACGAAGAAUUAGAGAAAAUUAAUAGUGAUGAUGAAGAGCCAGAAUUCAAAUAUUUGAUUAAAUUAAUUCAUCCUCAAAUUCAAAUGAUUAGUAAAAAAGUGCCAGAUUCUUGUGUGAUAUUAACAUCAAAAGAUUUAGAUAUUAGAAUUGUUGAUGUUAAUGUAAAAGAUAUGACUAAUAUUAUGACAGACUCAUCUGAUAUGAUUACAAAAGUGGAAUCAAGAUAUGGAGUGUUAUUUAAAGAAGAACUGAUUUUUGUCAUUUAUAAAGAUGAUGUAUUGUUCAAUAAUCCUAAAACUAAAUUUGCAAAGAAUGGUUAUAUGUCGAGAAAUAAUUGGCCUCCAUGGUUUGAAUGUGAAGUUUGUUAUAAUGGUUCAUGGGCUCAAGAUUAUUUGGUGUCAGAAAGAAAUACAAUUUCAUUAAUUUAUAAAAAUCCUAAUCAGUUGUUUUUAAGUAGUAAUCAUAAGGAUAGUAGUAGUGGAAGUAAAGUCAAUAUUUAUUUAGCAAAAUAUGUGAUUGAUGCUACUUCAGAGCAAUAUUCGUCAAUAUAUUAUGUCAUUACCGAGUUACUUAUAUCUGACGGUAAAAAGGAUACAGUUAAUGAAAGAUUAUCUAGAGUUAUUUCGAUUGCUGAUAGAUCGGAUUUCAAAGGGUUAGAUUUGAAAGUUAAGGAAUUACAAUCAACAAUAAGAGAAUUUAAAGACAUUCUUCUUAAUUUUGAUCAAAAAGGUGGAGUCUUGAGUGAUGAAGAAAAGAGAUAUUUGAAAUUAAUAGAAUUAGAAAUGGAGAAAAGUAAAUUGGAACUUUUAAUGAUUUUUAAAACUGUUAAGAUGAAAAAUAAAAAGAAAGAAGGUAGAGAAUGGUAUAUAAAUAUUCAUGAAUUCAUAUGGCAUAUGUUAGAUGAUAUGAAAAAUCCAUAUGUUGAUAUUGCUGCUUCAAAAGCUUCUUUCAAUAGAACUGAAUCCGUUGAUGGUACCAAUAUUAAUUCAUUUGAAGUUUCAAUGAUGCAAAUGUUUAAUUUACAAAAUCAUUCUUCACAUCCUAUUAUUUUAAGUCCUUCCAAUCCAUCAAUUACUCCAAUUGUUAAAUUUUCAUGGGAAAUGUUGGCAAAUGUUGGUGGUAUUGCUUUAGUUAAAGAUUGUAAAUUAGAAAUGCAAGGGCUUAUUAUUGAUUUAGAUUAUAAUGUUGGUAAACAGAUACAUAAUUAUUUAUUUCCUGGCAAAAAUGAUGAUAAUGAUGAUGAUGAAAGUAGCAGUGAUAGUGAUGAAAGUAUAUCAGAUGAAUCUCAAACAUCUGUUUCUACAAGAUCAUCAAGUCCAUGGAGAAAAAUGACAAAUGGUAAUUCGAUAUUUAGUAAUAUCAAAUCUUCAAGUUCGUCCAUUUCAAGUUAUAGGGAGAAAAAGGCUCAAAACAAGGUUGAUCAAUCAUUCAAGCGUAAACCUGAACAAGAUGAAUUGGAUGUUUUAAUUGAGAGAUCAUUGAAAUAUAGAUCAAUUAUAAAUUUCACAAUUGAGAAAAUGGAUUUGGAAAUUACUGUAACUGGAGCUAGUAUUUUGAAUUGUAAUAAUUUGAAAUUACAAAUACCUAAGAUACAAAUAAAUAAUCAAAUAUUGAGUGUGGAAGAAUUUUCCAAUAUCAUGAAAAAUAAUGUUAUAAAAAUCAUUCUUAAAAAUUCAACUAAGAUCAUCAAUAAUAAAUUCAAAAUACAAAGGAAAAACAACUACAACAAACCAAUCAAGCAAAUUAAUCAUUACAGUGGAUAUAAAACUUUAGAAGAUUUAGAAAAUGAAGGUGAAAGAAUUAGAGAUGAAGUUUUACCACAUCAUCUUAAUGGUCAUCAUCAUAAGCCUGCUCAAAAACAUCAUAUGACUAGGCAUUAUUCUCAUAUUAAUGAUGAUGAGAUUUAUGAUAAUAUUGAUGAUUCUGAAAUUGAUCCAUCGAAAGAUAAAGUUGAAGGUGAUAUAGAUGCUCCAUAA